AUGCUUACAUUUGCUUCUCUCCCAAAACGACCUUCACUUCACCAAAUCAAACAAACCCAUGCACGACUCGUCGUUUUAGGCCAAUCCCAAUCACGCCUCAUCCUUCACAUUCUCUCUCUACUUUCUCUCUCUUCGUCUCCACUUAACUAUUGUCUCUCCAUUUUCAACUCAAUUUCCUUCCCAACCGUUUUCGCCUUCAAUUCCAUCAUUCGUUGCCAUGCCAAAUCAAAUUCAUCUCCUUCUAACUCCCUCUCAUUAUACUCCUUAAUGCGACGUCGUUUUCUUAAACCCAAUAACCACACCUUCACCUUCCUCCUUAACGCAUGCACCAAAAGCAUUUCCACUUGUACCCCAACAGGGAUUCUGGUUCAUGCUCACGUGAUCAAACUCGGUUACGCACGCCACGUGUUUGUUCGAAAUGCUCUCAUUCAUUUUUACUCUGAGGGGUUUUCUACAAUGGAUUUUUCCAAAAGGGUGUUUGAGGAAGAUAUCCUUUGUAGUGAUGUAGUGACAUGGAACUCCAUGUUGGCUGGUUUGGUUAGAAAAGGAGAGGUUUGUGUUGCGGAGAAGAUGUUUGAUGAAAUGCCUCAAAGAGAUGUUGUUUCUUGGAGCACUAUGAUAAUGGGGUAUGUUCAAAAUGGGAACUUGGAAGAUGGGUUGGAGUGUUUUAGGUUGAUGAGGGAGAAAGAGAUAAAACCCAAUGAAGCUAUUUUGGUUACUGUGCUUUCUGCUUCUGCUCAAUUGGGUUUGUUGGGGUAUGGAAGGUUCAUUCAUUCCACCAUCGAAACUUUGAGGUUUCGAAUAACUGUUCCGAUCGGAACUGCUUUGGUUGACAUGUAUGCAAAGUGUGGUUAUAUUGAAGAGUCAAGAGCCUUGUUUUAUGGCAUGUUGGAGAAGGAUAUAUGGACUUGGAAUGUUAUGAUCUGUGGGCUGGCUUCGCAUGAUUGUGCAAACGAAGCACUUGCGCUAUUUCGCGAGUUCAUAAGUGAGGGUUUUAGUCCUGUGAAUGUGACUUUUGUUGGAGUUUUAAAUGCUUGUAGUAGGGCUGGUUUUGUUAGUGAGGGAAGGCGUUAUUUUAAGUUAAUGGUGGAUGGUUAUGGGAUUCGACCGGAGAUGGAGCACUAUGGGUGCAUGGUUGAUCUUCUAGCUCGUGCGGGAUUAAUAGAUGAAGCGGUUCGGUUGAUUGAAACGAUGACUGUUGCACCAGAUCCUGUAAUGUGGGCAACACUGCUUGAUGCUUGUAAGAUUCAUGGGUUAGUGGAAAUGGGAGAAAAGAUUGGGAAUAAGUUGUUAAAGUUGGAUCCAACACAUGAUGGUCAUUAUGUGCAGUUAGCUGGAAUCUAUGCAAAAGCAAGAAAAUGGGAAGAUGUAGUUAGAGUUCGAAGGUUAAUGAUUGAGAGAGUUGCCAAUAAAGUUGCUGGUUGGAGCUUGAUUGAAGUAGAGGGUAGAGUUCAUCGCUUCGUUGCAGGGGACAGGGAGCAUGAUCAUUCUUCAGACAUUUACAAAAUGCUUGAUAUAAUAGGACUGAGGGUAACUGAAGCUGGUUACUCACCAAAAAUAUUUCUUGAGUAG
This is a messenger RNA of Cicer arietinum (chickpea), 1572 nucleotides long. RefSeq names its product pentatricopeptide repeat-containing protein At5g66520-like. Gene Ontology annotation, molecular function: RNA binding; protein binding. Gene Ontology annotation, biological process: RNA modification. Lineage: Eukaryota; Viridiplantae; Streptophyta; Magnoliopsida; Fabales; Fabaceae. The record is from RefSeq and is a predicted model, not a curated record.